UGGCCGUGGUUAAGGUGCGGCGGCGAGACCGGCCGGGAAGAUGCCAGUGGCGGUGAUGGCAGAAGGUGCCUUCAGUUUCAAAAAGUUGCUGGAUCAAUGUGAGAACCAGGAGCUCGAGGCUCCUGGAGGAAUUGCUACACCCCCAGUAUAUGGUCAACUUCUAGCUUUAUAUUUACUCCAUAAUGACAUGAAUAAUGCAAGAUAUCUUUGGAAAAGAAUACCACCUGCUAUAAAAUCUGUAAAAGUAGUCAUUAACCUAACCAUCAAUGCUCACCAGUGGUCUGAGACAGUCCAGCCAAUCAUGGAGGCACUUAGAGAUGCAACAAGGAGACGAGCCUUCGCCCUGGUCUCUCAAGCCUACACCUCCAUAAUUGCUGAUGAUUUUGCAGCCUUUGUAGGACUUCCUGUUGAAGAGGCUGUGAAAGGUAUAUUAGAACAAGGAUGGCAAGCCGACUCCACCACCAGAAUGGUUCUGCCCAGAAAGCCAGUUGCAGGAUCCCUGGAUGUUUCCUUUAACAAGUUUAGUCCCUUAUCAGAGCCUGCUCCAGUUCCCCCAAUUCCCAAUGAACAGCAGUUAGCCAGACUGACCGAUUAUGUGGCUUUUCUUGAAAAUUGAUGAUCCUGAGUUCAAGAUCCAUCUUCGGAAUUCUGUAUACUGACAAAUGUAGAAAUGUAAAAUUUUUAUUUUCAAUUUAUUGGAUGGAUGAAGCACCUCAGCAUUCCUUCCUGAGUAUGUGAUAAAAUACAUAUAUAAUAUAAAGUAUAUAUAUAUCUAUUUUGUCCUUAACCAUGCUGAAUCAUUGUUG
Messenger RNA from Otolemur garnettii (small-eared galago), 806 nucleotides. It is a transcript of the gene COPS8, whose product is annotated as COP9 signalosome subunit 8. Gene Ontology annotation, biological process: protein deneddylation; COP9 signalosome assembly. The record is from RefSeq and is a predicted model, not a curated record. The transcript is spliced from 9 exons. Gene Ontology annotation, cellular component: COP9 signalosome. NCBI's taxonomy places the organism in Eukaryota, Metazoa, Chordata, Mammalia, Primates, Galagidae. Bases 41 to 616 code for a protein of 191 amino acids.